Xiphophorus hellerii (green swordtail) is the source of this 3699-nucleotide messenger RNA. RefSeq names its product centrosomal protein of 55 kDa-like. Gene Ontology annotation, cellular component: midbody. Bases 446 to 1948 code for a protein of 500 amino acids. The record is from RefSeq and is a predicted model, not a curated record. The transcript has 12 exons. Gene Ontology annotation, biological process: establishment of protein localization; mitotic cytokinesis; regulation of phosphatidylinositol 3-kinase/protein kinase B signal transduction. Lineage: Eukaryota; Metazoa; Chordata; Actinopteri; Cyprinodontiformes; Poeciliidae.
GUGGUAUUAGAUCUUCAGUGGAAGAUAAAGAUUAAUUAUUCAUUAAUCCGUUUUCUUUAAAAAUAAAAUAAAAAUAACACUAGAUUUAUAUUUGAGGAAGACAUUUAGUGCGAUUUUCUCUAGCUGUUUUUUCAGCUUAUACGCAUAGACUUGGAAAAAUAGAUACAGUUAUGCAGUCACUGGGUUUAGUAUAAAUUCAAUAGAGGCAACAGCGCCCCCUGGAGUCUCAAUAUCCGAGAAUAGCAUAGCCUGAGGAUUUCAAACUUUCCCAGGUAUUUUUCCUCUUUUGUCUUUGGCUUAUCUUUCUAAUAUAAUUAACUGCAACGGAACUUUGAAUUUGUACCAAUACGUUGCUAUAGUGAAAUAAUUGUUUUCUUUUCCAAACGGAAGCUUUCGCGCCUAACGCUUGCAGUGAGUUUAGUUUAAAGUGGAAUACCUCAGAAGAAUGAGGCCACAUUUUGAUAGCAACAAACGUUUUCAGGUGAUAAAAAUGACAGCCUAUAGAAGCAAUGCCUCACUCAAGAAAAAUCUCGGCUUAGAGCUUGUAAGGAUCAUCAGCAGCUUAAAGAAGGAGAAUAUCCUGCUGAAGAAGACUCUAGCUGAGGUGUCCCAUCAUCACGCCGAACACAAUAAGCUUGUGAUGAAACUCCUUGCUCUUGAAACUCUGUUGCUCGAGAGUCGUCAGCAGCUUCCACCAAAAGGUGAAAAAACAACUUUGUCCUCAGAGGUGAUAAAAAUGACAGCCUAUAAAAGCAAUGCCUCACUCAAGAAAAAACUCAGCUCAGAGCUUGUAAGGAUCAUCAGCAGCUUAAAGAAGGAGAAUAUCCUGCUGAAGAAGACUCUAGCUGAGGUGUCCCAUCAUCACGCCGAACACAAUAAGCUUGUGAUGAAACUCCUCGCUCUUGAAACUCUGUGGCUCGAGAGUCGUCAGCAGCUUCCACCAAAAGGUGAAAAAACAACUUUGUCCUCAGAGGAUUCCCCAUCAUUCACCAAUGAUGAAGCCAUCUCUCAUCUUCAGCAUAAGCUCAACGAUGCAAGUGUUGUGAAAACUACUUUACUCACUUUAGUUAUUCAUGUAACAAAGUAUGACUGGGCUUUGGAAAAGAACAAGCAGUGGCUGGAAUAUGACCAGCAGAGAGAGGCCUAUGUUAGGGCAAUUCUGGACAAAAUGUUAUGGCUGGAGAAGCAUCUGAAUGAAACCAAUCAGGCCCACUCAAAGCAGCACAAUGAGGAGCAUUCAGAUGCAGAGCCACAAAGAGAGAUUAAAGAACUCUUUGUAAACCAAUUGAGACAGGCUGAUGUCUGGCUGGAUAUGCUCAAAAAACAAGUUGAAGUGACUCAUCAGGAGCUGAUCAUUGCUGAAAAAAGGUUCAGAGCAAGAGAAGGAGAAUUGGAGGCUCUCAUCCACCAACUGAAGAGUGAAACAAUAAGCAAAGGAAGCCCACAAGAAGGAUGUCAUAACUCUGAGGAGGAAGAGCAACAGCUGAGGGAGGAGACCCAAGAACUCCACGCCAGGCUGAAGGAGGAGAAACGAAGGUCUACAAAUUUUGAGCUGCAGGCAAGCCUCUAUCAGAGGUACAUGUUAAACUAUCACCAUGCAGACCAGGAAAAGAUUACAGACCUGGAAAGACAGCUCAAGAUUUCUUCACAAGACCUUGAGGAUGCAAAGCGGGACUCUUCAUAUUUAAAGAAGCAAAUGCUCAGAAUUCUGAAGAAGCUACAUAGAGCAGAAGGCCUUUCCCCAGAUCAGUCAAAGAGAGACCAGCAGGACCUGGGCUCAUGUGAAGAGGCGAUGCCACCCUCCUCGUCCCCCAGAGACAGCCUGGCGUCCUCUUCUCACACCAGCGUGCUGAAUGACAGCAUCCUGGAGUGUCCCACCUGCCAGAACGAGUACCCAGCCAGCGAGUACAGAGAGCUGCUGAAGCACCUGGAAAUCUGUCUGGAAUGAAUCUACCCAUGAAAGUUCUGUUGUUGUUUCUUUGUUUAGAAGUCACGGCACAAGUUCAGUGCCUGUUAAUAAACUGCAGUUUUGCUAUAUGUUAUUUUACAACCUCAGUUCUGAAAUGAUUUUAAAUUUAAUGGAUUUUUUUAAAGCAUUGUUUUCAUUAAGAUAAAUUUACCUGAAGAUUUGGUCUGUUUCUUUGUGAAUAGAAAUUGAUGUAAAAUGACUGAUUAAACCUUUAAUAAUUGAUUAGGCAUGAAGCUGAGCUCCAUGUGUUCCCCUAGUGGAGAAAGCCAUAACAAAGUAAAGGCCAAGUACCAGAGGUGAAGUGCCUUGUAAAAUCUAUGUGUAUAAUUAAUCAUUCAAAGAUCUAAAAUACUCUCCAAAGGGAGGAAGUAUGUUGAAAUAGCUGGGAAUGAAGUUACAUAAGUCACAGGACACUUGCCCCAAAUUCCACUGAAAAAGUAUGACUGUACACACUGUGAACGAUGACAUUUAUGAAACUCCAUCACCAACCAGCACAACAAUGAAAUCCAGUGUUCAUCAUGUAGUGCAGCAAAACUAAAAGUGAGAAAAACACUUUGAUUGCUCGGCUUCUCCAACCCGAGUCCACAUUUUUCCUCUGAGAAGAAGAGACUUCAUUCUUCCUGGCACAAUACACUUGCAUACCACUAAAUAUGACAUCCACCCCACCGCCGCCCCUCCAAAUGUCCUGCUUUCAUUUAUACAGGCAGAACUGCGUUAUGAUGGUAAACUGGCACUGGGCAUCUAAUGGUGUAAUCACAUCAGGGACAGGGAGACAGGAGGUGGAGAACAGAGUGUAUUUAUUUAGAGACCUUUUAAAAAGCUUCUUCCCAGACGGAUCUGUGGCGCAUACAGUGGGUAAACAUAUUAAUCCUACAACUCUAAUGGGAUCUGAAGAAUUAUGUGGUGAAGACUCCCAGAAGUCUUCUCGGCAUGCGUUUCUGGCAAGGAGGAAGAGGCCUUGUCAAUGUGAUGUUCUGCAGGCAAACGCAGUGGAACCCAAGCUGUGAUGCAUUUCAGCUGUUUGAAUGAUUAGAGCUUACAGGUAAUAAUAGCCGAGGAUUCAGUUUAUCAGAAGAUCUGAAUAAAUCCAAUAAAGAAACUAUUUUCAACACAGUAUGUCAACCGGCAGAAAGAUGGGUCCAUGGGCUCUACCAUUUGCAUUGAUUAUUUUAAUUAGUGCAUGGAGGGAAUCCACCUGCGACUUUGUUAAGGUGUUAAGGAAGUCUAGCUUUCUUUUCCAGCAGCCUUGAUGCUCUUUAUUGUAGGCGCUGAUGUAUCUCAUCUCCCUCCCAGCAUUACCUCAGAGGUAUUGAUAGUUUUGCUGUGUUGCCAGGUGUCAGGUACUGGUGGAAAAAGAAAUCAGUUUGUCAGCAGAGGAAGCAAAAGAUGCGCAAGAAUUUCCCGGUAGACGGUGGCAUUGACUCUGGACUUGAUUUAGCGCAGUGACCCAUCAACAUCAGAUCUCUUAGCUUCCAUAUUCAGCUGUGUGUUACCUUUUCACUGCAUCUGAAACAUGUUGGCUUCUGUGUUCCUGUUCUUCCAGACUCUGGGAUCUUAAUUUCUUUAAUCUGAAAAGAGGAAUUUGAACCACUGAUAAGCAGCUGAUCAACAGUCCAGCUCUCUUUUGUCUUAGCUUAGGUAAAACUUUUCUAAAAUGUCUGGUUCUGUGUGGUGAUGUUGUGGAUCAUAUCCUGAAUUCUUCUGCUUGUGGUGGCUCCAAAAAAAAAAAA